This is a messenger RNA of Onthophagus taurus, 1214 nucleotides long. Lineage: Eukaryota; Metazoa; Arthropoda; Insecta; Coleoptera; Scarabaeidae. The record is from RefSeq and is a predicted model, not a curated record.
UCUUACUUAUAAUUUUUUUAGGCCCCUUCGUUCCUUCGUGUGUUGAUGUCGCUUUGGGGUACGAAAAAUCCGGAGUAUUCUUUCGAUUAUAUUAUCCCACAAAUAUAAAGGAUAACGAUGAAAUUAACCACAAAAAAUGGAUACCUUUCUUCCCCGAUGACAAUUACAUCAUAGGGGAAGCAAAAGUUGUUAUGUUAUCCCCAAAAAUCAUCAAUUUCUUUUAUUGGAAAGGAGGUUCAAUGAAGAUCCCAAUGUUGUACGGAGAAUCCCCUAAAACAGAUAAAAAACUUAAAAUAAUCAUUUUUUCGCAUGGAUUGGGUGCUUAUCGCAGUUUAUAUAGCACGAUAUUAGGCGAUUUAGCCUCGAGAGGUUAUAUUGUAGCCUCACUUGAGCACAGAGAUGAAUCUUCAUGUUACACAUAUUAUUAUAACUCAAAAGAGGACGCUGAAAAUGAUCGCAGAACAGCAAUUUCAUACAAAUUAAUCAAAUUGGGGCAAGGCCACUUAGAAUCGCGAACAAAACAAGUUCAAUACCGCGCAGAAGAAUGCAGCAAAGUUUUAGACUUUCUAAUCAACUUAAAUAACGGUUUAGUACCUUACAACGUAAUGAGUGAUACCCGAAAUAAUCACCAAAUUGAUUUCAAAUUAGAAGAUUUAGUCGGAAAAUUAGAUGUUGAAUCAAUAACUAUGUGUGGGCAUUCUUUUGGUGGAGCUACGGCUCUUUUAACGAUGUCGAAAAGAUCCGAAUUAAAGCAAGGAAUAAUUUUAGAUCCUUGGAUGUUCCCGAUUAAAAAUGAAGAAAUUUACAACAAUUUUAAUCAAAAAUUGUUAUUUAUUAACACCCAAACUUUUCACAUCAAAUCGAACGUCGAUUCCAUGGAAAAAUAUCUUGGGGAGAACGCAAAAAUGUAUACGAUAUUGCGGACAACUCAUGAGAAUCAUGGCGAUACUUUAUUUUGGAGUGGUUAUUGGCUGAAUUGGUUUAUGAAGAAAAUCAAUCCAAUUACCGCUUUGUACAUUAAUAAUUCGUUGAUGUUACGAUUUUUGAAAGAAACUACAAGGAAUGAUUGUGAUAUUAAAGAUUGCGAGGAGCUUUUAAAUCGGGAAAGUAAUAAAUAUGUUGAAGGUUUGACUAAAGCUUGGGCUUAAUUAUUUUAAUAAAAACGUUUUGUUACUUAAAAAUAAAUUGGUAUAAAAUAUAUUAUGAAAAAAGUU